AUGGUUUUUGGGGGUGUUGGGGGUCCUGAUUUCGAUGGCAUGGCGUGCAUGCAAGCAAUGGAAGUCUGUCAAAAUAGCUCGUUGCCACCGGCGGAUGAACCAAUCGACAACAACGACCGCAGAACCACGGAGCGCCCCGGUGGUGGCCAUGGCGGCAGAGGCGGGGUCAGGGAGCAGGAUCGGUACAUGCCAAUAGCCAACGUCAUACGGAUCAUGCGCCGCAUCCUCCCCCCGCACGCCAAGAUCUCCGACGACGCCAAGGAGACCAUCCAGGAGUGCCUGUCGGAGUACAUAAGCUUCAUCACAGGGGAGGCCAAUGACCGGUGCCGGCAGGAGCAGCGCAAGACCAUCACCGCCGAGGACAUCCUCUGGGCCAUGGGGAAGCUAGGGUUCGACGACUACAUCGAGCCGCUCACUAUUUAUCUGAACCGCAACCGUGAGAUUGAGGGGGGCCGCACUAGCAAUAGUUUACGCAGAGAGGCUUUCUAUCUGAACAAGCGUGGUAACGCUAGUAAUACUGGUGGGAUGGAUUAUUAUUAUGGACCGCCGCCGCCAACGCUGGGGAUGCUUCCUCCUUGCGCGCCGCCUCACCACCAAGCAGUGGGGUAUGUGGAUCCGUCGGCGGCAGCGGCCAUGGGCACUUAUUACGGGGUUGGACCGUCAACGGGAAGCAGUUCUUCCUCAGAUAAUUCGCCUCCACAGGCCACUUUGGCUGGCUUUGAUCCAUUUACUCCCUUCAAAUAUUAG
Molecule: messenger RNA, 747 nt
Organism: Syzygium oleosum
Lineage: Eukaryota; Viridiplantae; Streptophyta; Magnoliopsida; Myrtales; Myrtaceae
Product: nuclear transcription factor Y subunit B-3-like
Exons: 2
Coding region: 1-747 (248 amino acids)
Biological process (GO): regulation of transcription by RNA polymerase II
Cellular component (GO): CCAAT-binding factor complex
Molecular function (GO): RNA polymerase II cis-regulatory region sequence-specific DNA binding; protein heterodimerization activity; DNA-binding transcription activator activity, RNA polymerase II-specific
Source: RefSeq, a predicted model, not a curated record